ACUUUGUCCCGGAAGUGUGCCAAGUUAACACGAUCUCGUGAAGCAGAAAAAGCUUAAAGAAAGUUCAUUGAAGAUGCAAGAGGAUAGGGAGGUAGAAAUCGUGUCUUUUGACCCCUCACCUGAAAAUCUGCUGAGAAAUAUAGCUGAUUUAAGGAAUGAAACUCUCGCCAUGCGUAGUGCUGCAAGGGAAAUGCUUGACCGCUCUAUAAACUUGGAAAGAAGCAUAGAGAUAGAAGAAGCUGUACUGAAUCAUCGAUUGGAAAAUCCAGGUCCUUCAGCAGCUUAUGCGCAAGCGUUAAGUGUGCCAAUGCCACCUUUAUUACUGGAUACUAACACAGUGGACGCGCAAUACUGUUUUGAGAAUCUCGCCAUCACCUACCCUUUAGAUGCAGGGCGCUUACAACAAUUCUUAAUUGAAGUGAAAGGGAAAAGUGCUAAUUUCAAACCCGUGGUGGAGAAAUAUACCAAAGAAUUCCUGUCUUUUCGUAAACAGCUUAUAUGGUUGAAACAGGCAUUACAGCACAGACAAAGUCUGUAUGGCAAGAAGAAAGGCCUUCCUAAAAGAAUGUUUGACGACACAUUGUUAAAGAGACUGAAGCAUACAAUUAUUCCUGAUCUUGAUGAUCUGAUCGACAAUCAGAAGAAUUGAAGACACCUUGUUGAAGACACUGAAGACUUUUUUCGGGUCUUGACGAUCUAAUCGGUUGAAGAUAACUUGUUGAAAAUAUUGAAGAAGAUUCCUGUUCUUCGCACAAGGACAGUUAAUAAUAUUUUUCAAAUAUUUUUUUCGUUGUAACAUGGGAAAAAAGAAAUUGAAUAAAAUGUCAAUUUAUAGAAAGGUUCAUCAC
This is a messenger RNA of Uloborus diversus, 848 nucleotides long. RefSeq lists its product as uncharacterized. Lineage: Eukaryota; Metazoa; Arthropoda; Arachnida; Araneae; Uloboridae. The transcript has 3 exons. The coding region runs from base 74 to 649 and encodes 191 amino acids. The record is from RefSeq and is a predicted model, not a curated record.